This is a messenger RNA of Ambispora leptoticha, 708 nucleotides long. The record is from the annotation of a GenBank genome assembly. Lineage: Eukaryota; Fungi; Glomeromycota; Glomeromycetes; Archaeosporales; Ambisporaceae.
AUGGCGCCCAACGUGGUAUCAAAGGUCACGAAUCCCACCACGUCAACAAAGGAGCUAGCUCAUAAUAAAAAUUAUGAGCCCAACGUGUCGAAAAAUGGAACACAUACCCACACAACCAAUCAAAUGAUGGCAUCCAAUCUACUACCAAUUAAAUGGGUUGAUAAAGAAUAUUAUAACCUCAAGUAUAAAACCCUAAUACAAAAAUUGAUACCUUACCAAUUAAAAGAACAAGAAGCUCUGCUGAAAGAACAAGUAAAAAGAAACAGUCAAAGAUACAAACUAAUAGGAACAACAUGUGAUGGAAAAUGGUCUGAAAUAGUAAAAACUGCUCUAGCAACUGACUCUAAUAUCCUACAAAUCUUUCUGACUUACCAAGAAAUAAAUAGUCAAUUCAAAAAUGAACAAGAAAAAAGAUACACAAUGUUACAAAACAGAGAACCAAAUAUGACAGAAGACAAUAAUAUAAUAGUAGGCAAUAAGGCAAUUGGGCUAAAAAUGAUAUUACAUAUAACAUUAGGAUUGUAUAUUAAUGGAUCACUAUGGGUAAGUGGUCAGAGGAAUUGGAAAAUAAUAAGAAUAAUAGAAGAACUAGCACGCGCACAAGAAAUGAAUAUAAGAUGGACUAAUCAAUGGAAUAUAGGAAUAUUACUAGAAAACUCAGCUAGCAACAACUGCUACAGUUCAACCAUUUCAGACCUCAUGGAUAUA